Messenger RNA from Racocetra persica, 438 nucleotides. The record is from the annotation of a GenBank genome assembly. NCBI's taxonomy places the organism in Eukaryota, Fungi, Glomeromycota, Glomeromycetes, Diversisporales, Gigasporaceae.
AAACACCCGCUUAUCUCCGAGAAUACGAAGACUAUAAAGGCAAUAAAGCCUCUUUUUAUCAUUGCGACGAUUGUGCUACCCAAGCCUGCCGCUACUUUCGCCAAGAAGCCCGUGACCACCAACGAGUCCAAGAAGAGGCCAAGAAGAGAAAAGAGCAAGCCGAGCAAGCCCGAAAAGACCGAGAAUAUAAAUUAUCUCAUUGCCAACAAUGUGGCAAAAAAUCUAGCAUCUAUCACUACAUUUACGACAAAAAAACUGGUAAAUUAACCUCUAGUACUAGCAAUGCUACUGAUGCUGACAACCAAACCGGCUUAGCCAGUCAAACUGAGAUUUUGGAAGAGUUAAUUGCUAAACAUGAAGAAUUACAAAGAUUAUUAGCCGAAGAAUUAGAAAAAGAAACUCCUACUAUAAUUUGUGCCAAAUGCGGCCAAAAUAUAA